This is a messenger RNA of Acanthosepion pharaonis, 1761 nucleotides long. NCBI's taxonomy places the organism in Eukaryota, Metazoa, Mollusca, Cephalopoda, Sepiida, Sepiidae. The record is from the annotation of a GenBank genome assembly.
AUGUGGCCCUUCCAAAUCACGUCGCGGUCCGCCACAUAUUUACUGUUGAGUUUUUCCAGUUGCCAUUUUUUAAUUUCAUUUCAUUACUAUUUCUUUCUCCAUUUGCUCUCUCUCUCUUUCUCUUUCUCUUUCUCUCUCUCACACACACUUUCUCUCCAUCGCUCCCUUUUCUCUUUUUCUCUUUAUCUAUAUCCCUCUUUCUCACGUAGUCAUCUUCUCUCCUCUUAUCUUUUACUUUCUUUCUCUCUUCCUCACUCUCUUUCCCCUUUCCCUUUCUUCUUCAUAAAUCUUUCUCUUUCCCGCGCUUCUUUCUUUCUUCCUUUUUUCUUUCUCUCUGUCUUUCUUUCUGCCACUUUCUUUCUUUCUUUCUUUCUUUCUUUCUUUCUGUCUCUUUCUCUCUUUCUUUCUUAUUCUCUCUUUCUCUUACUUUUUAAUUCUUUCUUUCACUCUCAUUCUUUCCCUUUUUCUCACACUAUAGAUAUAUAUAGAGAGAGAGAUCUCUAUCUAUCUAUCUAUCUAUCUAUCUCUUUUUUCUUUCUUUCCUUCCCUAUCUUUUCUUUUUCUUUCUUUUUACUCUCUAUCCCUCUCUCUUUCUAUUCUUCUCUCUUUCUAAACCUCUCUGUUUUUUCUCUCUUCUUGUUUCCUGUUUGCUCUCUUUUUUCAUUCAUUCAUUCUUUCUUUCUUUCUUUCUUUCCUUCUUUCUUUCUUUCUUUCUUUCUUCUAACUUAUUUUUAUUUCAUUCUUCCGUAUUUCUUUUCUAUAAUUGUAUUUAAUUCGUUUGUUUGCUUGCGUUUCUUUGUUUUUCUAUUUCUCUCUCUCUCUCUCUCUCUCUCUCUCUCUCGCACUCUAUUUCUUUCUCGUUCUCUUUCGCUCUCUCUUUCUCGUUUUCUCUUUCUCUCUCUCUCUCUUUCUUUCUUUCUUUCUUUCUUUCUUUCUCGCUCUAUGUCUCUCUCUCUUUCUCUCUAUCGUUCUCUUUAUCUCUCAAUUCCUCUCUCUCAGACUCUCUCUCUCUCUCUUUCUCGGUCUCUAAUUCUCUCACUCUCUCUCUCUUUCUCUCUCUCUUUUUCUCUCUCUCUUGCUCUCUCUCUCUCUCUCUGUCUCUAUCGUUCUAUCUUUCUCUUCCUCUCUCUCGGUCUCUUGUCCUCUCUCUCUCUUUCUCCCUCUCGUUUUCUCUUUCUCUCUUUCGUUCUCUCCUUUUCUCUUUCGUUUUCUCUUUCCCUCACUCUCUUGCUCUCUCUCUCUUUGUGUCUAUCGUUUUCUCUUUCUCUCCCUGUCUUUGUCUCUAUCGUUCUCUCUUUCUCUUUCUCUCUAUCUCUCUCUUUAUCUCUAGCGUUCUCUCUUUCUCUUUCUCUUUUCCUCUCUCUCGGUUUCUCUCUCUCAGUGUCUCGUUCUCUCUCUUUCUCUCUCUUGUUCUUUCUUUUUCUCUCUCGUUCUCUUUCCCUCUCUCUCUCUCUUUCUCUCUCCCUCUUUGUCUCUAUCGUUCUCUCUUUCUCUCUCUCUUCCUCUCUCUCGAUCUCUUUCUCGGUCUCUCUCUUUCUCCCACUCGUUCUUUCUCUCUCUCUCUCGUUCUCUCUUUUACUCUCUCGUUCUUUCUAUCCUUCUCUCUCUUUGUCUCUAACGUUCUCUUUCUCUCUCUCCCUCUUCCUCUCUCUCUUUCUUUUUGCCUCUCGUUCUCUCUCUCGUUUUCUCCCCCCCCUCUCUCUCUUAAAACAUAGUUAUUUUCAUGAUGGUAUAAUUUGGACGAUCUUUUCUGUUAAUUAA